UCUGAUUACUUUGGAGGGUACCCUCAACCUCCCACUGCUGCAGGCUCUCAACCUGGAUGCUGUCCUGAGCUUCUCGCUUGCACUUCCCUCACCUGAGCAAUUCCUGGCCAAAGUCCCAAUCGGGCGUGGGCCCGCCUCGAGUCUCCCCACCAUAUUCUACUGGCCACUCAGCUGCAUUAAUUUGUCACCUCUGCACCUCCCAUUUCCCAGCUGUACAAACUCCCCAGGCUUCCCCUUUUUUAUUUAUUUUUGCAGAGGCAAUUGUGGUUAAGUGCCUUGCCAGGAUGAAGUAUCUGAAGUUCUCCUGUCAGGGCCAGUGCUCUACCCACUGCACCACCUCCUGCCCCCCAAAGGUGACCUUCUGUCAGGUACCCACGUCUUCACCACACGGUCCCUUUCCAUCUCACCAGUCUACAGCCCCGCCGGCUCACUCCAUCUUUUCUUGCUCUGGCUUCUCAUCUUACCUGUUAUUAGCUAAAUGAUAGGCGACUAUUAAGACUGGUGACUGAUACAAAGGAAAACAGACCUGAAUGGGGGCUAGGACUGAGAGCAUCUGAAAAAUCACUUCCCCCCAAUCUCAAGGCUUUCAGCCAGAGUGGGAAGUAAGAGAAUGAUUCCUUUCAUGGACAUCUAUUAUUUCCACUGCUCCCCCUUAGAUUCCCAGUGUCCUCCUCCUGCCCAUGAUCUAGAUUUUUCUCUUACCUUCAACCAACCCUAACCAUUUUACCUCCAUUGAAGUAAAUUUCCCCUGCUCCCUGACCAUUGCUAGUCAAUCUGGAAGCUGAAUCUCCUUUUAAACAGCACUUAAUAUAUUACUCCCUCUAGAGAUAAAAAGGAAUUAUUCAAAUGGCAAUAAUUGAAGGCAGGAUGACAGGACAUUGAGGAAUAUUUUUUAAGUAUGGUAGGCUUUUGUUUUUCACCCCUCAUGUCAAAUAGGUGGCCAUAUACAAUAACUCUGCAUAGGACUAAUUUAGAUUUAUUCUGGUUUUUUUUUUUUUUUUUUUUUUUACUACUAAAGACACCAUAAUUUCUGCACAACUGAUUUUUCUUCAUCUUGUUAGAAACAGUAACACUAACACAAAUAUACAAGGAAAAAACUAAUCUUCAGUUUGAUGGAUUCAGCAGAUGACAAAGUACUAUUAUGUGCUGUUAGUUUUUCAGAAAUAUAGAAGUGAUAUUCUAAGUCUAUCCUAGAAACUACUAACUUAGCAUCUGCAGAAAAUAUGGGAACCAAAGUUGACAGGUCUUUUUGUGAAUGAAAAGGUUAGGUUAAAAAUAAGUUUACAAGGAAAAAGAAACUGUAAUAAUCUCAUUUUGCCAGAAUCAGAAGAUAAGGAAGUAGUAUAGAUGACAUAUUUCAACUUGACUUUGAAACCGAACCAUUCAAUUUGGAUUAAAUGGGAUCACAUUAUCUUCAUUGAAGAUAUAAUAAAUUUUGAAUUGGGUAGAAACAGAAAAUGAAAGUGAUAAUAGUGUUCUGGCUUCAAGAAUGAUUUCGAGUGGACACAAAGAAGCUAGUGACAAGUCAUGUCCUAUUCUUUGCAAUGUUCUAGAAGAAGACAGAAAUGGCGAAUGGUACUAAAUAGAACAGUAUUCACUAUUUUGUGGACUAGUGAAUUUUGAGUUUUCUUUUGUUACUGAUAAAUGUUUCCCUUAAUUUGGGAAUGAUACUGACAGUGUAGUAAGGAAAGAUCUAUGGAUUGGAUCUUUUUUAAUAAGUUAAAAAUAAAUCAUUUCAACUACAUAAUUUAAAUAAAUAUGAAAAUCACAUCUUGAAUUAAAUAAACAUGCUUUGCCCUAAAAAAUAUCUUAAAUGACCUGAGCCCGAAUUAAGUGAAAGGCAAGAAGAAAAACUGCUGAGAUGUUCCUCUGAUGCAAGUGCCACACCGGGCCAGAUGACCUUUAAUAAAAAACAAAUUUAAAUACUAGUCUUAGGGUGCACUAGAGUCACGUUUAGAAAAGAAGAUAAAAAUAGUAAAUGACAUCAUAUCCAACAGCCAAAUUCCACCAUGGUUACAAUUCAUCUUUUUAAUCUUGCUUCCAAAUAUGUGAAAUUUUGUUAUUGUAAGCAGAUUUCCUUCAAUGCUUUUUCCACGUACCUCCUAGCAAACAUAAAAAUACCAUUUUAUGGCAUACAGUGAAGCCAUAUAAAGUAGCCCAAAUUAUCUAGGUGUUUCUAAAUUACUUAACUACAGUAUGAAAGUGCAAAUGCAUCAAAUUCUAUAUCUGAUCUGAUAUGAAGUCUAAAUUCCACUAAAAAAUGCUAAAGAACCUUUGGCUUAUGAACUGGGAAUGAUUCAAGGUCUAACACAAUGACUUAUUAUAAUAUGGUUACAUGAUUAAUUAGAAAUAUUCUAGAGAGGAUCUGGGUUUCAUAACUAAAGAAAAGAAUUGACUAAUCAAAUUGUCUCUAUUUUUGAUCUCUUUUAUUACUGGAGAACAGUUAGAGUUCAGAGCUACAGCAAAUACCCUGAAGCAUAAUAUAUAGCUUUAAUCAUCUAUUAAAGUUUACCAGAAAAAUAGAUAUUUUUCUACACUGCAAAGACUUUCAUGAUGAAUUAAACCUUCUUAUAAUAAUGUUAUAGUUGCAAAUUUCUAUUGUAUAGAAAGGACUUUUGUUGAAGUCAGAAAAUACAUGUUAUUUAUAUGUAACAUGUUGGAUAAUUCAGAAUCCAAAUGGUUAUUCUGCCAUUCUACUAGCACACCGGAUCACUUGCUUGGGCACAAAGAAAGCCAUCCUGGCUUAGUGACCUGAAAAAUCCUGCAACGAUUCAUGUGUUUUCCUAUGCUUUUAAGUCUUUUUAAUAUGAAAUAGGAAAUUUACCCCACUGUUGAUUUUUUGAAAUACUUGUACCCCUUCUUAUCCAAUUGCUCACAGCACAAAGAAAUAAUUAUCAAAGAUCAAUUAAUAAACAAGUCUACAGUGACCUAUCCUUCACUCCUCCUUUUUGAUUCUUUAUUCCCCUCUUUCACUUUUCUAUCACCUUCAUUUCUGAAUAUAUUGUUCUAUCCUCCCCAGGGUAAAAAGGUGAUGAAGUGGCUGGAGAAUAUUGGACUUGGAGUUAGGGAGAUCGCACUUCAAUUCAAACCCAUUUUCAGAUGUUCUCAAAUGUCCUUCCAGCUAGUUUUGAGCUGUGUAGUUCUGGACCAAGUAACUGCUUCCUAACUCAGGUCACCCAUCUGUAAAAUGUAAAUAAUAGCACCUCCCUCCCAGAGCUACUGGAAAGAUAAUGCCAUUUAUAAAGUGCUUUGAAAACUAUAGAGUGCCAGGUCAACGUUGGCUUUUAUAAUUACAGUGGUCCAGAAUGACCUCUUCUAUAACAAAGUUUUGGGGAUAAAAAGACAAAAUUAGUUGCCAGUCUGUGAUGUCAUCAGUGAGCAAUUUCUUCCCCACGAGGACUAAUCAUAACACUCCAAGGUUUGCAAAGCGCUUUACUAUGUUAGCUCAUUUGAUCCUCAAAGCAACUCCUAGGUUGCCAUUCUAUGGCCUGAGGAAGAUCCCACUGCCAAUAAAUGUCUGAGGCAGAAUUGGAGCUGUGGUCCUUCCUUCCCACUGCAAAUCCAGAACUCUCUGCACUGGACUGGAAGCAUCCCUCAUAGGCCUAGGGGCAAUUCAAGACAGAACAGAUGAAAACGUAAUUGGGAAAGCUGAGCCAAAUAAACAGAAAUACAGCCCAACACAGAAAAUGCCAAAUCGUGGUUUUCUAAUUCAGGAGGUGCCGGCUGGGUAUUUGAGCCUGGCAAAAGCCAGCCUGAGACUCAGCGAUGGGGGCUCAUUUGGCUGGUCCUGCUCCCCUGUCCUUGAUGAGAAAAGGCCUUCUUUUGCGAUCCAUAAAUGCCUUUUUCCUUUGCACCACACCCCCCCUCCCACUUUUUCAUGCUCUUCCCCUGGGCUCACCCUUCCACUGAAAUCAGCAAUAGCAAACUGGAUGCGGGCUUGGUCUGGGAGCUCCCAUCCAGGCCUUUGGGGGAACAUCAGGGCUUCAUCUUCUCCCCCAGGGACCGCAGGGGUGCCUGUUUGCCUCCACUUGAUAACAGCUGGGCCGCAUGAAGCUGAGGAAGGCGCUGACCCUGGCCCCCUCAUUUGACAGGGGCCGGGCAGGUAAGGCCCAUUUUAGACCUGGAGACCCCAAACCGAUUGUUGUGUGUCAGUGUGCAGGGCGGCUUCUGAUCCCAGCUCUGGUGCUUUUUAAUUCUAUGUCCAAAAGCCUCUCCGUUUCCUCAUUUAAAACCACGAGGCAGCACGGGAGAGACAGAGGGUAACCUCAGCCUCGGGACACCGGGGUGCCCGGCAGGGCAGUGACACAGACUGUUCCUGUGCCCUUACUCCAGGGCUUGAUCGCUCCGGAUGCCGGGCAAGUCCAAGCAAGCUACGGGGCAUGUGUGUCUUCUGCAGGGAGAAGAACUUUCUGAGGCCGGCCGGAGGUCCAGAUCCGGCGGGGAAAGAGUCCGUUUCCCGGGGUGGUUAGGAAGAAAACAGCCGGAGAACACCACAAAGUGCCCCCUAGUCUCAGAGAUGCGCUACCGUGUUACAGGGGAAGGCUCCCGAAGAUUGUGGGGACAUUCUGCAUGUGGAAAGUGCACAUUUCAAAACAUGACUUAAAUGUUUGUUACCGACACUGAUAGCAGAGACUUAUCUGUGCUGAAAAGGUCCCGUUUAAGGCAGGUAGAGUGACCUGAAUGAACAUGCAAAGGACCCAGAAUGACGCCCCUGGGGCUCGGGUGGUGGCGGAGGAGACCGGAAAAGGCUCCCUGCCGAGGCGGCACCGGAGUCCAGGCUCAGAGAGCCGAGAUUUCACCAGGCAGAGGCGGAGAGGGAGGCGCUCUGGGCCUGGGGGCAAAGCCCCAGGGGCGCGCAGGGAAGUGCGCGGCAGAGGCACCGGCCAGCGGGCCCAGGCAGCCGGGUCAGAGGGGGGGCGGGCAGGGCUGGGGGAGAAGGGGGACUUGCAGGCGGGCAGAGGGCUCCUGCCUCCUCCCGGAGACACGGCGGGCGGCUGCGCGUGUGGGAGUGUGACAUGGUCACUCGUGGUUCUGGACAACCAUUCGGGCAGCUAAGUGGAGGGGAGAGAUCCAUCAGAGAGCUACUGCGGCAGCCCAGGGAGGAGGUCAGGAGAGCCUGGGCAAGGUUGGUCGCGAAGAAAAGGGGAUAGCCUGGGGGGGCUCGAUGACAGGUUCUGAAACUGAGGGACACCCCGAGGUCGGGAGCCCGAAGGGCCGACCCCCCGGCGCCCUCCACCUGCCCAGGAAAGGGUGUGUUUUACCCAGCUCCCCUGGUCCCCUCCAAGCUUUUUGGAUAACGCCCCAGAAUUGUUGGGGACGCUCCAACUCGUGGCGUUCAGUUCCAACAGGAGAAAUUCGGCAAGACUUUCAAAAAGCGAAGUCAGUUGUUUCGCCUCACGUGUCACCCGUCUGGAAAACAGUUGAGAAUCUCCACUAAAAGACUUUCACAUUUCAUUUCCGUGUAUUUCCUUCUGACUGGCCCAGGAACAAAACAUCACCCAAACCUACAAAAUAAACUGUCAAAAAUGAGAGGACGGCACUCAGAGCUCCCAGCACGGUGGGGAGGGGAGGGGGGCUUGGACUUUCUGAGGUGCUUUGCCCCAGGACCCGCGAGGUCAGCAGGCAGUGAGCCUCUCCCUAUUAUUUCAGGGGUUCGAGCGGCUCCGUCCCACGGGGUGCGAAUGGUUCCGCUAGGGGGAGGGGGUGGCGGCCUGAGCGAGGUCUGUUCUCCCCCGGGCACGUCAGCCGUGGCUGCUCUUGGCCCGUGGCCGAUCCAUGCUCUCUUUCGGCCGAGCCGGGGCCGGCCCCUCGUGCCCAUGCUUUACAAAGGUUGCAGAUUUGGGGCGCCUCUGGCUCUUUUCCCUGCGGUUACUGGUCUUCCAAAAGCGCCACUGGAGUGAACGCUCCAAAGUUUCUUGCACGAGUGUCGCGGGCUAUUCGGGUACUGCCUCGCAUCUUUAUUUGGGGGGGACUUUUUUGGGAUGGCGGACGCGCAGAUGUACAUUUCCUUGACCUCUCCGGCAGGUGACAGCCCAGCGCCGGACUCCUAGUGAAAGGCGCCAGUAGCUGGCAAGACCCGGGUUUGCAUGGAUCAUCACACCAGCGAGGUGUCCGGGGGGAGGCGUGGGGCGCCCCUUAGCGACCACCUCCCCACUCGACGCUCCCCUCUCUACAAAGUAAGGGGCAGGAGUGACCCAGCUCUCGAGAACCGGGCGUGGAGGGUACCCGCCCGAGAGUCGUCGCCCCUUCGCGGCCCCGGAUCCGCUAACCCCCCGGCGGAGCCGGCCUGUGGGGCCCCCAGCCACGUUCAGCCGGCCGGGCGGGGAGAAAGGGGGCCGCGGAGCCCCGAGGCGUCGCUCCUCCGCCUUACAAAGGCUUUCGGAGCGCUCCCGUCCCCCUCGGACUACAAGGUCCGGCAUGCAUCGAGCCUGAGUGCGGAGCCGCUCACCGCGCCUCGGCCGCGCGAGACCUUGGGAAAUGAAGUCUCAGGGGUCUCGGAGCCAGAGAAGCCUCCGCGAAUCCUAAGGGGAAGACUUGGAGGGGGUGGGGCCCUCCGGUUCUGCGACCGCAGAGAAUGGAGAGGGAAGAGAGUGACACGUGUCAAUCAGCCCUCCUCCGCCCCGCCUCUUCCCCCGCCCCCGCCGGGGCGGGGGAAGAGGGAGCGCAAGGGAGGCGCGCGCUCCGGGGCUCGCGCCGAGGGCUCGCGCCCCCGCCUCGUGCCUGCGCCGCCCGUAUGUAAAUGAGGGCGCGUGACGCGGGACGCAGAUGGACAAGGGAAGAGGGAGAAUGGCCGCUGCUGCCGCCGCCGCCGCUGCCGCCGCCGCUCAGUGCCGGAGCCCUCGGUGCGCGGCGGAGAGGAGAGGAUUCCGGCGGGAACUCGAUUCUUGGCGCCACCGCCUCAUGCACUGUGUAGGUUUUGAAAGUAUUUUAGAAGGGCUUUAUGGACCAAGGCUACGAAGAGACCUCAGUUUAUUUGAAGACUGUGAACCAGAAGAACUGACUGACUGGUCUAUGGAUGAGAAAUGUUCAUUUUGUAACCUACAGAAAGAAGCAGUCAGUGAUUGUACACCAACUCUUGGUUCUUCACAGUCAACGCCUACCGAGGAACUAUCAUCUCAGGGCCAGUCCAACACUGAUAAGAUUGAAUGCCAAGCAGAAAAUUAUCUAAAUGCACUCUUUCGAAAGAAAGAUCUUCCUCAGAACUGUGAUCCUAACAUUCCCCUAGUUGCUCAGGAAUUAAUGAAAAAGAUGAUACGUCAGUUUGCAAUUGAAUACAUUUCAAAAAGUGGUAAAAUUCAAGAGAAUAGAAAUGGUUCAGUUGGACCAAGUCUAAUAUGUAAAGGUAUCCAAAUGAAUCAAAUAGAAAACUCCCUUCAGGAAGAGCAGGAAGGCCCCCUAGACCUCACUGUGAAUCGAACUCAAGAACAAAAUACUCAACAAGGGGAUGGAGUAUUAGAUCUCUCUACAAAGAAAACCAGCACAAGAUCCGAAGAGUCCUCAACAUGUGAUCCAUCUUCUGAAAAUUCUAUGUCUGGUUCAACUCUUGAUGCAAAAUCAGAGGAAGCUACUAAAAUGGAAAAAGGAAAAUCAACAUUAAACAAAGUUUUGGAAUCAUUGUGCACAUAUCACCAGCAACAAAUUUUGGCUAUGUUGAAAUUUCUAAUUCAAGAGCAAAAUGCUUCUUCACUUUGCAGUUGCAAUUCAUCACAUGCUCUGUCUUCAGAAUCUCAAAAAUCCCUCACUGAAGAUGAUUUGCAUGGUCUGUUGUGUAGUUGUGGUGAAUAUAGGCUAAGAGAAAUAGGGUGUUUACAACAUGAAAGACAAAGCUCUGGCUUAGCACCCCUUUCAGUGUGUUUUAAGGAUUUUCAUUGCUUAUCUUGCCAAACUGUAGCUAUUGAGCACAUUAAGACGGUAGUUAGCAGAGAAAUUGCCAACAGUUACAAUCCCCACAGGUGCUGUUCUAGACUGUUACAAAACUGUAACAGUCACUCUGCAAGAUCAUCCUUUUGUACUCCUCUUUCCUUACCUGAAGUAUGUGAUCUGUCGAUCAAUAUUAAAGAUACUACCAGAUCUCGGAGUCCUUCACCACCACCAUUAUCACCCAUACAGACUGAAGGAUUUGAAAAAUUUAAAGAUUCAAUCUCAGGCAUUUCCGCUUUAGAAAACAACAAACUUGAAGCAAUUAUCAAUCAGCCUCCAUCUCUCAUCCCAGCAGAAGACAACAAGAACACUUGUGAACAUGAAGGUAAAAUACGCAAAGCAAACACAGCUGAUAACUCGGAUGACUCUUUGCUCAUAGCAGAAGAAAGCAGUUGUUUUAUAAAUCAUGAGAAAAUGGAAAAAGGUGAAAGCACUACGAUUUUUCAAGAUUUAAUGGAACGAAUUAAUGAAAAGUUGAAAUCAAUUGAAACUACAGAUAUAACAAACCUUGUAAAAGUAUCUAGUAGUGAUAGUAAUACUGAAAAUGAUAAUCUAAGGUUAGGAGAUUUAAUAACAUCUCUUUUGCAUAAUGCAAAGGCUAGUGAUUAUAGUUUUAUGGAGCUAUUGAGUCAACAUGAUAAAAAAGUUGAAAACAAAAUUAUACAGACAAGAUUUCGAAAGCGUCAGGAAACCUUGUUUGCAAUGCAUAACUCUCCUGAUUCACCUUUGUUUAGAAGGCAGUCUUUACAAAUAAAGAGAGAAAUUGCUAGCCUUGAUGAAAAUUUUGCAAGAAAAAAGUCAUCUGAAAAAAUUUCAAAGAAAUUGAUAUGCAAUGAUGAGAGAGUAUCAGUAGACCGAGAAUCAUACUUUUUAGAAGACACUCCUUUCCAAAAUCCUAAAGUCCUUCAAAGUUCUAAUCAUGAAGAAGCAUCUACAUUUUUGCCAGUCUAUGAAAUACAAUCAUUGCAGCUACCUCUUCAUAGUUUGGAAACGAACUCUAAUUUUGACACGAUUUCAGAAGGCUUUCCAGCUAUAAAUCCAGAGAAUGCAAGCCUAACAAAAUCACAGAAAGAAUUUAUAACUGAAAAGAAAAUACAAAAUCAUAGAGGAAAUCCUAGAUUUGAAAGCAAUCAUAUUCCUCUGAAGGAUGAUCUUACUGGGCUUUUAAACAGAAGUAGGCGAAAUAUUGUGCCUCCUGGGUGGUAUUCUGUAUAUGUAACAAAUAAUUUUGUAUUUAAAAAAUCUCCUAAGGCUAAAAAGUCUGCAGAAAAAGAUACCAUGAAAGAUCUUCAAGUUGAUAGAUCAAACAACAUAGACAUAAAUGAAAUUGCAAGGAAUACAAAUUUGCAGGUUGUCGUGGAACGUUUAGAAGAUACUAUAAAUAUGGCCAAAAAUACAUUGGAAAAUCAACCAUUAUCAGAGGGAUUUAAAAUAUCCAGAAAGUUGAAAGAAGAUGUUCAUUGUAAAGACCAAAAUGCUAUUAAUAAUUUGAACCUUUGUAUGAGUGAAACAUGUAAAGAACAAAGUUUCUUAUCCCAAACUAAAGUGUCAUCCAGCAAUGGUAAUAAAAGCAAUUGUCUUGUAACAGUAGAACAUGCAAAUGUGAUAGAUCAAAGACUUGAAGGCAUCAAAAAAAACCACUUAGCUUUGGGUAGUUUGUCCUCACAGACAAGGUCUGAAGUUGUAGAAAAUUCUUUUUCUAGUUACUCUAGUCCUAUCAAACUCAUGUUUCUCUCAGAGGUUAAUAGCAGUGAAGGAAUUAAAUAUACUUUAACAUCUGUCAGUACUUCUAAUGCCAACCUCUGUUCGUUUGAAAAAUGCCCAACUAGUCUCUCAAUAGGAAAAGAAACUGAAAAAAACAAGGGCAUCCCAGAUGCGUGUUUUGGUGAUUAUAGCUGUAAUACAGAAAGUAACAUUUCACAAGGAGAAAAAUCUAGUUGUGCAAAAGAAACUGUAGAACCCUGUUCAGCAAAUGUAACUGAAGUGAGUAGUUGUAAGCAGCAGGAAGAAUGUGCAGAUCAAUCAAGUGGUGCUAGUGAGUCAUCUUUUAAAAGGAAACCGGGUAGACCCAAGAAAAUAGGUCCUCAAGUUGUAAAACAGGUUAAGCGACCAAUCGGAAGGCCACCCAAACCCAAAGUUGAUACAGUAGAUAGCACUGUAUGCAGAAGCGAGCACAUCAGCAGUUUAGGGAAGAAAAAUACAGACCCCCUGGUGACAGGCUUAAAUGAGGGCAUUGGGAGAAAAAGUAUCACGGUGACUGUUGUUUAUGGAAGGUCAAGAAGAAUUAAAAGGCACGUUUCAGAAGGUAGCUUAGGCAUUACCAUGCCUCUAAGUAGUAGUGGUGCUGAUUUUUUGCAUGAAUAUAAUGGGCUAAAACCUAAGAAAGCAGGAGAAAUUGGUCUGAAUGAAAGAAUGACUGCUGUCCCGAGUUUGACUACUGAAAAGGAGAUCUUUGCAUCUGGCUACGAACACAUUAGACCUACCAAGAACAAAUCUGUGUUACCUUACCCUUACAGCAAUAUUAUUCGGACAAGCCAGAAGCCUUUGACAGUAAUUAGGAAACCUGGUAGACCUGCCAAAGUUAAAAUCUCUGGCAUAUCUGUGACUAUAAAUAGAGUUUCACCUCAAGAAAGAAAAGUGUGUUUAAGCAGCUGCUUGCCUCCUUUAGACCAAGACAGUAUGCUAGAAAAAAAUCUAUCACUAGAGAAACAUGAACACCAGUGCAAUAAAAUAGAUAAAACAAAAAGCAGUCAAGCUGAUUUAUUUGAGGAGAGAUCAAGGAAUAUGCCUUCUCCAGUACCUUUGAGACAUUCUGUUAGGGACAGAAAGCCAUCUCUGCAUUUUUUACAUUCCUUAGCGUCUUCUAAUUCAUUUGCUUAUAGAAACAACUUGCUACGUAAAUCAUAUAAACUACAUUUCCAAAAAACUAAAGAUCACAAAGAAAAAUGCAAAUAUUCAAAUACAAAAAUAGCUUCCAAAGAUACCUCAGGAGCUCGAAAUUCAGGUAAUAUGAACAAGAAUCUUGAUGAUGGUAAAUUCACAACUAUUAAUGAAGUAUCAUUGGAUCCCAUUUUUUCAUCAAGCCCCUCUCUUAGGUGGUGGGCAACUACUACUUCAAAUGAUUCCUUGUUAGAGGAGUUAAAUAAUAGAUUUGAGCAGAUAACUAAUGCUUGGGUACAAGUAAAUGGAAAUGAAACAGAAAAUUGUCUUCAUGAAGCAAAAAGCUACUUAGAAGAGGAUGAUAAUUUUAAAGUGCCAAGCCCUUUGAAAACCUGCCUUUUAGAACUUGAAGUCUCACCUGUAAAAAUGCUUUUUCAGAAAAAGUGUGACAUGAAUGAGCUAUGUACCUGGUUUAUGCAAACAACAGAAACACAGUCUCUUUCAUUAGUUAGAAAAGCAAAUGCUCGAAAUCCUUUGGAGGUAAUUAAUACCAGAGGAAUCAAAGUCGGAAGCAAACAAUCUGAUCAUAAUACUAGUCUUUUCAGAAAGCACUUUAAAAAAUUUGCACUAUCCUCUCCUUCAAAAUCAGCAGGGAAAUUACAAAUAUUACGUAAAAUUGUUAGAUCUCCAGUCUUAAAUGUGAAGAGUAAUUUCACACUAGCCAGAUUGAGGAGAACUGAAUUUAAGAGACUGCAGCAUGAACGAUGGAGACAGGUAAAAAAACUUCAUAAUCAUGGAACAGUCGAUUGGAAAUCUAAAAAAAGGAACUUCAGAUUUUUCUGCCAGAACCAGUUUUUAAAUAAGACUACAGAGGGAACAAAUGCCGACAUCACACAUCAAGGAAAAAGCACAGCAGAAAAUCAGCAGUUGGUCUUAGCACCUGAAAUCAGGGAUGCUUUUUUACAACAGAAGGUGGAAUUGCCUGAUCACGGCACACAUGCUAGUUUAGAAAGCAUUUUAAAAUUACAUGCUAAAGAGAAUGAAACCAAGUUUAGCCGUAAAGAUUUUGGGAAGGUUGCAAGACAAGGAAAAGUGUGUUCAAGCUCCUGGAGGUCAAAAACCUUUAAAGACUGCAGGAUAUUUUUGAGGAAAAUCAACCAUAUUGAACAAAGAAAUCCAUUUCAGCUAAACACAAUCAUUUAUUCUCCAGAAUCUAUUGAGAGUGGAAGUAAUCAUCAGACUUAUGUUGAAGAAACAAAGCACUGUAACUUAAGAUCUCAUUCUGCCCGUCAAAAUUCUCUUAAAAGACAAUCUGCAGCAAUAGAAAAAUCUAAAGCAAAUAAUCCUUCACCUGACACUUUUGCUAGCCAACUUGAUGGCAAUAAAUUAGACAAACACAUUAAACUUGAUAAGAAUGCUUCUGAUAGUUCUGAAGUUAUUAGUAAAUUGAACAAAAGAAAAAGACCCUCAUGGAAGACCACUGAAAUGUCAACAAAAAGACAUAAGCGACAGUCUUGUAACAGUGGACAAAUGGCAAACUAUUAUUCAAAAUACCAAUUGGGUAAGUUUUUCUCUCCCUGAUUAUAAAAUUUCAUUCUAGGUGUCAUGAAAAAGGUAAAAGUAAAUAAGUAGAUAAAGAGCAGCUUAUUUGUAGAUUUUUUUCUCUCCAAAUAAUAUUUGAAAAAUUUAAACCACACCAGCUAAAUCUUUUCAAAUUCAAAUAAGCUUUUCUCUGUAUCUCCAAAUUUCUAGAAUUUCAACAAGAAUUAGAAGAGGUAUAGACAUUUUGACCUACUUGAAGUUCCAUCUUUUUACAGUAGUCAAUUUUUUUUAAAUUACCUGGAUAUUUGCACAGAAUUUUACCUAAUUAGUUGACUAAGCCCUUUCAUCAUUAAAACUUUAGAUGUGUUUCACCUAACACAUGUAAACAGAGCGAUGGUGCAGUGUGGUGACAGUUACAGAUGGUAAGACAUGACAAUUACUUGGAGGUGUGAAUCUCAUCCACUAUGCCAUUCCUUCUUCCUGUCUUCCUGGGAAUUUAGAUUAGGCCCUUCUUUAUUAAAGGUUAGAGAAUGAGCAAAAGUAUUUCAGCUUAAAGUCUUCUCACUUCCUUUAUUGUUUCUACUCAGAAAUUAUUUGUAAGAAACCCAAUAUUGGUGCUUUUCAGACACUUUCCAUAACCAGAAUGCUGCUUUUUGGCUGAAGUUUGAUUUCCUUUAUUGGUCUAACAGUUGGUAAACUUUAUUUUGUUUAUACAACGAAGCCAAGCAGUACAAGGUAUUUUGGUGUGAUUCCUGUUGUCUUAUUGACAAGAAAUGGUGCAAUUGUAUAUUUGGAAUGAAUGAGUUUGAUACUAUGUGUUGUAAUUACACAGUUAUGCUAUAAAAUUAAAAACUAAAGACUUAAAAAAACUUUGUUAUUAUCUAAUAAAAACAGACAUAAUAUUUUUUUAAAAGCAUGAAAGAUAAUGUAGUGAGCUUUGGGGCUUUAACAUGGUAAAACAAAUUAGAUAAGUAUUCAGAAAUUAGAAUUUUAAAAUACUAAUUUUAGUAACAUGCUAGCAUAUAAGUUAAACUGAAAUCUUUAUUAAGUAAAUAUCUCCAUUUUAAUAAAGAAAUUGAACUUAAAA
Messenger RNA from Antechinus flavipes (yellow-footed antechinus), 13429 nucleotides. It is a transcript of the gene LCORL, whose product is annotated as ligand dependent nuclear receptor corepressor like. NCBI's taxonomy places the organism in Eukaryota, Metazoa, Chordata, Mammalia, Dasyuromorphia, Dasyuridae. The record is from RefSeq and is a predicted model, not a curated record. Gene Ontology annotation, biological process: regulation of transcription by RNA polymerase II. Gene Ontology annotation, molecular function: DNA binding. Gene Ontology annotation, cellular component: nucleus. The coding region runs from base 6766 to 12381 and encodes 1871 amino acids. The transcript is spliced from 7 exons.